This is a messenger RNA of Alosa alosa (allis shad), 2542 nucleotides long. It is a transcript of the gene pou2f3, whose product is annotated as POU class 2 homeobox 3. The coding region runs from base 115 to 1320 and encodes 401 amino acids. The record is from RefSeq and is a predicted model, not a curated record. The transcript is spliced from 13 exons. Gene Ontology annotation, biological process: regulation of transcription by RNA polymerase II. Gene Ontology annotation, cellular component: nucleus. Lineage: Eukaryota; Metazoa; Chordata; Actinopteri; Clupeiformes; Clupeidae. Gene Ontology annotation, molecular function: RNA polymerase II cis-regulatory region sequence-specific DNA binding; DNA-binding transcription factor activity, RNA polymerase II-specific.
GAUAAAGUGGAAAUACACACGUUCAUUAUCACAGAGAGGAUCAAGGAAAGCCUGGAAACAACUAGUCACAAUCAUCUCUGUGACUUUACAGCAGAUUCAAGUCCAGAUAUUAAGAUGAGCACAGAGCAUGUGGAGGCAGCAGAAACUCAGAAUGAACGAGCUGACAUUGAACAAAAUGGAAUUGAUUUCACCAGACAAAUCAAAACAGAGGACCUGAAUGAUUCUCCUCAUUCAGCUGUAUCACACAAGACAUGCCACCUGACGCAAGGCUCCUACCUGCCUGGGGGGUCACUUGCUGGAGACGUCCACUCUCUACAUAGUCUUCCACAGCUGGUUUUGAUGCCGGGCUCUCAUCUCUCCUCGCCCCCUUCCUUCCUCCUCUCUCAGCCUCAGUCUUCACAUCAGGCACUGCUGCAGCCCAACCUGCUGUCCUUACCGUCCCAGUCCCAGGCAGGCCUGCUGCCCCACCAGCCUGGCCUCGCACUCACUCCUCAGGGCAUGAGUCGCGCAGGCCUGGCGGGGCCGGCAGUAGAUGGCCACCUCGAGAUGUCUCACCUGCAGGUCCCCAAGCACACGCACGUGGGCCCUUCGCCGCAGGAUGAACCCAAUGACCUUGAGGAGCUGGAGCAGUUUGCCAAGUCCUUCAAGCAGAGGAGGAUCAAACUGGGCUUCACGCAGGGUGACGUGGGGCUGGCCAUGGGGAAACUGUAUGGGAAUGACUUCAGCCAGACCACCAUCUCACGCUUCGAGGCGCUCAACCUGAGCUUCAAAAACAUGUGCAAGCUGAAGCCGCUGCUGGAGAAGUGGCUGAGUGAUGCAGAGAACUCCCCCUCCGACUCCAUCCCCAACCCCAGCACGCUGCCCCAGCUCAUGGAGGGCUACGGGAGGAAGAGGAAAAAGAGGACAAGUAUCGAGACCAACAUCAAACUCACCCUGGAGAAGCGCUUUUUAGAUAACCCUAAGCCUAACUCUGAGGAGAUUUCACUGAUCUCCGAGCAGCUGUCCAUGGAGAAGGAGGUGGUGCGUGUCUGGUUCUGCAACCGCCGGCAGAAAGAGAAGAGAAUUUACCUCCCAGUGUCCACCUCACCCAUAAAACCACACAACUUCAACUCUAGAGUGCCCACCACUUCCCGCCCUUACAGUCCUCUAGCAACAGGGGGAGUUUCCUCAAGCUCGUCUCCUGGCAGCCCGGGCCGUGGGUCGUCUCCGAGCGGCCUCUCAUCUGCGUCCAACCCUCUGACCUCUCAGGGGGUCAAUCAGUCCUUCAGCUCUGCAGGGCCCUGGUAUCGUUCGUGGAGUCAUGCAUCUUAUCAUCACUAAAAGAUCAAGCCAGCUGGACCUUUUGGAACUUGUGGAUCAGGUCCUGUCAUCGUACAUGGAGGCCUUUGCGUUGUUUCACUGCAGUCAAAUGGAUUUUGGCGAUGCAUUUUAAAUCUCAAUCAUGAAGACCUUUGUUCACUGAAGUCAAAUGGAUUUUGACAAUGGGGUUUGCAGGGACCACCCUCAGCUCUCCACUCAUUGGAAAGUCUCCUGUUUCCUCUUCUGCGCAGUAGGCCUAUAUUGUGUGGUAAAACAAUGUGCCACGUAAACAAGUUUGAGUUCAACAUCAGCAUUAUGUCAUUUAAUAGAACCAAUUCCUCAAGGACAUUUGGUGUCUUGCCAACCGAGAAGAGGACAGAAGAAUGAGCAACCCCUUUGGGAAGAAAUGUAAAUAUAUAGCUGCAUUGGAGGUCCGUUGACACCAGUGUGUUUACAUUAUAUUUUUUGCUGUUUGUUUAUGUUCCUGCUCCUGUGCUUGUUUGUCAGGGGUAAAUAGACCCCAUACAUUGCAGACACAUAUUUGUGUAUAUAUUUAUGCCAAAUAGAUGUGGACAUACUAACAUGUGGAGGAAUGUGCUAUAUCUAAGAAGUAGACAUAACAUUUCCUGAAAUUAAAAUGUGCUCUCAUAAGAAAAUCCACAUGUAGCACAAGAUGUAAUUCAUUUAAAUGACUAUAUCGUAAUGCCUGAUUUCAGCAGAAUAUUUGACACAUAUUUGAGGUUUGCUUAUCAUGUUUCCAGUAUAAUGAAACUGCUCCAUAGCCACACACACAACAUGUCUGUCCAAUGUCUGCAAUUACAAUUAUUCCUCUACUGUCCUCUCUCCACUGUUAGCAUGUUAGCCACUCCAGGUGAAUUGUAAUGAGAGCAACAGAUAUAGGAUUUAAAAUAUUUACAUCAGAUGAAGGAAAACAAGAUAUAGAUGGCAGGACUUUUAAAACUGGAGAAAAUGAGCAAUGGUAGAGCAAUGUGCCACCAAUAAAAAAUAAAUGUUUUUUUUAUAUAUUUAUUUCAUUUUUUGCUUGUGGUUUUAAAUCCAGAGAGAAAAUGUUGAUAGUAAAUUGGGCCUCAAAAGAGGUUGAGGAGAGUGAAUGUUAGUACAUUUGCAACGGACAUAUAUGGAAUUUCCAUUCAAUAAACUGUCCUCUUUUCAUUGUUUGUAAAGAAAUGCUGUAUAGGCUACUACGCCAUUGAUGUUGCAUGAAAUGAGUGAAAAUGCUUAC